AUGCAAGAAGAAGCAUUCCACGACUCAUCAGCUGAUCUAACUCAAGAUGAUCAGAUAUGUCUCGAUCAUUUCACUCAAACUCACUCAAGAACACAAGAAGGUAGAUACAUUGUGAAACUGCCUUUUAAAUCAAACGAAUUUUUCAACUACUCAAAAUCAAAGCAACAUGCAGAACUCAUGCUCAAACGACAAGAAGUUCGUUUUACAAAAGAUCCACAACUCCAUCAGCUCUACAGCUCGUUCUUAAAUGAAUACGAAAAACUUGGUCACAUGAUGCCUUCCAGGCAUGAUGUUGAUAUACGCACCAUUUGUUAUUUACCACAUCAUGGUGUUAAAAAAGAAAGCAGCUCUACAACUAAAUUACGUGUUGUAUUUAAUGUAUCUCAACUCAUAGACAAAAAUAAAUCAUUAAAUGACCUAUUGUAUGAUGGUCCUUGCCUACUCAAUAAUCUGAGUGAUGUAAUAACUCGGUGGAGACGGUAUAAAAUUGUCUUUUCAGCAGAUGUUGAAAAGAUGUACCGUCAAAUAUUCAUUCACGAAGAUGACCAAGAAAAACAAAGAAUUCUGUGGCGUCCAACUCCAACUGAACAAAUUAAAAGUUACACAUUAAAGACUGUAACAUAUGGCUUAAAACCAGCUCCAUUUUUAGCAUUGGCAACUCUUCGACAGCUCGAAAAGGAUGAAGGUAUAAAUUAUCCUUUAACCAGCUCAGUGAUAUCACAAGAAUCAUACGUUGAUGAUAUUUUUUCUGGUGCCAAUACACCAUUAGAGUGUAUGGAAAAAAUUGAACAGUUACGUGCACUAUUCAAGGCCGGAGGAUUUCUAUUAAAAAAGUGGUUUUCAAAUAAUGAUACUAUUCUCAGUGUAGUACCACCUGAGGAUAGAGAGCACUCGUCAACAUUGAAUAUACAAGAUGUUGAAGUAUUCAAACAACUCGGUGUACAAUGGCAUCGUAAAAAUGAUACAUUUACAUUCAGCUCACCAUCAGUCUCGAAUAAUACACGUCUCAAUGCAACAAAGCGAGAAGUGUUGUCAAAAGUUGCACAACUGUUUGAUCCAUUAGGUUGGAUCACACCAGUCAUUGUUACUGGAAAAAUAUUCCUUCAAAAAUUGUGGAAUAAACGUGUUGACUGGGAUGAACAGCUUGACAAUGAAUUACAACUCGAAUGA
Messenger RNA from Aphidius gifuensis, 1170 nucleotides. RefSeq lists its product as uncharacterized. Lineage: Eukaryota; Metazoa; Arthropoda; Insecta; Hymenoptera; Braconidae. The record is from RefSeq and is a predicted model, not a curated record. Bases 1 to 1170 code for a protein of 389 amino acids. The transcript has a single exon.